Dermochelys coriacea (leatherback sea turtle) is the source of this 1298-nucleotide messenger RNA. RefSeq names its product hatching enzyme 1.2-like. NCBI's taxonomy places the organism in Eukaryota, Metazoa, Chordata, Testudines, Dermochelyidae. The record is from RefSeq and is a predicted model, not a curated record. Gene Ontology annotation, molecular function: metalloendopeptidase activity; zinc ion binding. Gene Ontology annotation, biological process: proteolysis.
AUGGACUUGAAGAUUCAACUAGUCCUUUUUGCAUCUCACUUUUACUUCAGUGUAGGCUUCCCUAUCCAGGUGAACACUGAACAAAGCUAUGAAGGCAGCAAGACCCGUUUAUAUGAAGGUGACAUUACCCCCAAAAGACAUCGCAAUGCCAUUGUCUGUCCAUUUAACUGGUGCUUUUGGCCCAAGUCAUCUAAUGGACUCGUCGUCAUCCCCUAUGUCAUCUCUUCUUCCUACACUCAUGAAGAGAAAGCUCUGAUUGUUGGUGGCAUCCAAGAGUAUGAGACCUUGACUUGUAUUCACUUUGUAGACCGCACAACGGAAACUGACUAUAUAUAUAUUUCUCCGAAGGAUGGCUGCUGGUCUUACUUUGGAAAGGUUGGAGGUUCCCAGGUGGUAUCAGUGUGCAAAGGGGAUUGUAUGAGAAAAGGAAUCAUUCAGCAUGAACUAAACCAUGCACUAGGGAUGCUGCAUGAACAGAACAGGAAUGACAGGGACAAAUAUGUAGUGACAUGGCAGUACAUUAGUCCAGGUGAUUUUUAUCACUUUAAGCCAACCAGAGCUAAUAACCUGGGCCUGAAGUAUGACUAUUCCUCCGUGAUGCACUAUCACAGGUUUGCUUUCUCCAAUACAUCUGGAAAGGCAACCAUUACUCCAUUCCCUGAUAGCACAGUGCCCAUUGGACAGAGGUUUGGACUGAGUAACCUAGAUGUGGCCAAAAUCAAUAAGUUAUAUGAAUGUGGGAUCCAUAGCACUUUACUCUCUAAUUUGACUGGAAGUUUUUCCUCUACUAUCUACCAGUCAUCAUACCCCAGAAAUACCAACUCUGUAUGGCUGAUUCGUAUCCCAGCAAAUAAAAUUUUCCUGCAGUUUAAUUCCUUAUAUAUCCAGUCCUCCUCAGACUGUGCUUCCAACCACAUUCUGGUUUAUGACGGAGGCAGCAGGAAAGACACUGUCUUUCUGAACAAAUUGUGUCAACCAACGCAGCUCCCCUCAGUAGUAUCUUCUGGGAACAUGAUGCUUGUGGAGUUGGUCAGUGAUGGCACCACAUUGCCCAAAUUUAAGGCUUCUUACAGUUCUGUGCAAUGUGGCAAGACUUUUACUGCCAUGAAUGGGAAAUUUGAGUCUCCACUGUAUCCUUCUCACUAUCCUCCGCUAACAGACUGUGCCUGGAUAAUGAUAGCACCAGAAGGAUCCAAGGUGAGCUGAGGUUACCUGCUGUAGGGCUGCCCUGGAGAUAGAAGCAAUGGCAAAUCAAAUGGAUUCUGGUCACUGUGGAAUAUCCAGCAGCUGUUUGGAAU